CUACUCCAGAUGCAUACAGAACGAUUGGGGAGCUCUUCGCUGUAGGGACAUCAAGUGCUUGUGUAAUUACACAUGAAAUUUGCAGAGUAAUGCAAGACCAUCUACUACCUAGUCUUAUUGCAUUCCCACGUGGAGAAAACCUGCAGGAAGUUUUAGAGGGAUUUCAACAUGAGCUCAACUUCCCACAAUGUGUAGGAGCUAUUGACGGCAGUCACAUAGAAAUAUAGAAAUAUCAGCCCCUUCAGAGAAUGCCAAGGAUUAUGUAAACCGUAAAGGUUUUCAUUCUGUCAUACUGCAGGCAGUUGUCGACCAUCGAUGCCGGUAACUGUUUCUUUUCUUCGUCCCCUUCACAAUUUUUUUCAAAGGAUACAAGGUUUUAAUUGUAGGAAAAAAUUAACCUAUUUGUUGGAUAUUUUAGCCAAAGAUUAUAUGUUAUAUAUGAAUGAUGCACCUUGACAGGUGGACAAUCCAGGCAAUAUUUUAAUACGCUUGCCCAAUCUUAUUGCCAUUUUGUAUAAUUUCUUUGACACCAUUUCUGCUUACAAUAUUUUCACAGGUUUACUGAUAUUCUAGUGGGGUGGCCGGGGUGCGUGCAUGACGCAAGAGUGCUUUCAAAUUCCUCUCUGUUUCAAAGAGCUCAAGCAGGAAGGCUUCUUCCAAUGCAAACUGCAGAGAUAGAAGGUGUCCAGGUGCCUCUCUUUCUUAUUGGCGAUCCGGCCUAUCCGCUACUGCCCUGGUUAAUGAAGGGGUUUUCUGACACUGGCCGCUUAACUCCUGAUCAACAUCGCUUCAACACUAGAUUAAGCAGUGCACGCAUUGUUGUAGAACGAACAUUUGGAAUGCUAAAGAUGCGCUGGAGAAGCAUCUAUAAGCUUAAUGAAAGCAUGGUUGAAAAUAUAGUCCACCUAGUCACUGCUGCCUGUGUACUUCACAAUCUUUGUGAAGUAGAGCGUGAUGUCAUAGACUUCAACAUCGAAAAUGUGCCUCCAGACAUUCAACCCAUAGGGAAUGACCAACCACCAGUUAAGGACAUGAACAAUUCCCAGGCAUAUAGAAAUGCACUUGUACGCCAUUUUAGUCGUAAUGAAUAA
Molecule: messenger RNA, 1091 nt
Organism: Anneissia japonica
Lineage: Eukaryota; Metazoa; Echinodermata; Crinoidea; Comatulida; Comatulidae
Product: protein ALP1-like
Exons: 3
Coding region: 660-1091 (143 amino acids)
Source: RefSeq, a predicted model, not a curated record